AUGAUCAUCAUAUUAGUAACAUGGGUAGGAGCAUUAGUAUUUCUAAUAAAGUUAUUGAACAAAUUGUCCACUGGAAAGUGUUAUUCGGAUACUGUAAUGAGUGGGAAAGUGGUUGUGGUGACGGGAGCAAGCGGUGGAAUCGGCUUUGAGACUGCGCUCGAACUGGCAAGAAGGGGAGCCAAGGUCAUCGUGGCAUCUAGAAACAAUGACAAAGGUCAGACAGCUGUACGCAGAAUCAUCAAGAGGACCAAUAAUAAUAGGAUACAUUACAUACAUUUAGAUCUCACAUCCUUACAAUCAGUUAGAAAAUUCGUUGACCAGUUAAAAUCAAGGGAAGCUAAGCUAGAUGUUCUCAUCAACAACGCAGGCGCCAUACUGACAUCCAGGGAGAGAACCGAGGACGGUAUCCUGAAGGAUCUGCAGAUCAAUUACUUCGGACCGUUUCUAUUGACCGUGCUACUGGUGCCGAUGCUGAAAAAGGCAUCGCCUAGUCGUGUCGUCAUCGUGUCGUCCUCGUGGCACAAAUUCGGUACAGUCAAUGAACUGAACAGCGACAAACAUGGUUAUAUACAGGCGUACGCUAACAGCAAGUUGUGUAAUAUUAUGUUUUGUAAACAGCUGUCCAACCGUCUGGAGGGGACGGGAGUGGUUGUCAACUGUUUGAACCCUGGCCUCGUUAACACAUCUUUGUACAGGAGUUCAACGGUUCUGGACAAGUUGAGGAGUUUGAUGCUAUACGCCUUCUUUAAGACACCAGAAGAGGGCGCGCAGACGUCUGUAUAUUUAGCUGUCGAUAUAGAAUGCGAUCAGGUUAGCGGCAAGUACUUCGAAGACUGCAAGCAAGCCCGACCGUCCUAUAAGGCUGAUGAUGAAGAAGCAAGAGACAAGUUGUGGGAAUUAUCAAAGGAUCUCGUCAAAUUGACACCGGAGGAAGUCAGACAAUGUUUUAGUGAUACUACAUGA
Messenger RNA from Danaus chrysippus (African queen), 963 nucleotides. Lineage: Eukaryota; Metazoa; Arthropoda; Insecta; Lepidoptera; Nymphalidae. The record is from the annotation of a GenBank genome assembly.